AUGUUAACGUUUGUGUUCGCGGUAUGGUCAGCGGCGCGCGCGCUCGGCUGGCCGUGCGAGACCCUCGCGACGUCGCCAGAAGCUGAGGAUGUACCAGUGCUACCUCGUCUCCGUUCGUCGCGAGCGUCUAGCGACCUGUCAACGUUAAGCACGACCACCACUAGUUCUAGUCAAACCAGUACCGGAGAUCAUUCGAAGAGGUGGAGUGAAGCUCCAAGAAGAUGGAGUGCAAGAGGCGCCUCCCGAAGACCUUUGCGGAGGCAGCCUGUGUCCGCUAGAAGACGGACAACCGGCAGCUUCGAUGUGGAAAAUGGCGGGGCGGGCGGAGGGGCGGGCGGCGCGCGGUCUCCGCUCGAGGGCGGCUCGCCCUCUGCCGCCCUCGUGUUGCAGUCCCUGCCGCAGCGCCGCGAAUCCUUUCUCUACCGAUCUGACUCCGACUUCGAAAUGUCACCUAAGUCCAUGUCUAGGAACAGCUCCAUUGCCAGCGAAAGAUUCAAGGAUGUGGAGGCAGCACAACUGGAUAGAGCUCAUGGAGAAGACUUGAUCGUGACUCCAUUUGCUCAAGUCCUGGCGAGCCUUAGGAGCGUCCGCAACAACUUUUUAUGCCUCACAAAUGUACCAGCUUCCAAAUCACGUAGAUCAUCCGGUGCAGCUACAGCUCCAACUCCUCAGCCCAAAAACUAUAACCCUGGAGAUGAAGCCUACAUGAAACUCGCGCUAGAGACGGUUGAAGAGUUGGACUGGUGCCUAGACCAGCUGGAGACGAUACAGACGCAUCGCUCCGUGUCUGACAUGGCUUCACUCAAGUUCAAACGGAUGCUGAACAAGGAGCUGAGCCACUUCUCGGAGUCCAGCAAGUCCGGCAACCAGAUCUCGGAGUACAUCUGCUCUACGUUCUUGGACAAACAACAAGAGCUCGACCUGCCAUCGUUACAAGUGGACGAGAAUACUGAGCGCACCAAGAAAAAAGAAAAGCCGCGUCAUGGCGGACCAGCGACGACUAUGUCACACAUUUCUGGUGUUAAGAGGACACUUACUCACACAAAUAGUUUUACCGGGGAAAGAGUGCCACGAUAUGGCGUCGAAACACCACACGAGGAAGAGCUGGGCAAAUGUUUAGCAGAGCUCGACCGUUGGGGCGUGGACAUCUUUCGUAUCGGCGAUCUAUCUGGCGGUCGUCCCCUCACUGCAGUUGCAUUUUCCGCAUUUUCAUCGCGGGAACUUCUCACAACAUUACAAAUCCCAGCAAGAACUUUCCUCGCGUUCGCAGUUACUCUUGAAGAACACUACAUCCGAGACAAUCCCUUCCACAAUUCAUUACACGCUGCUGAUGUCACACAAUCGACGCACGUACUCCUCAAUACACCGGCUCUGGACGCUGUAUUUACUCCAAUAGAAAUAUGUGCUGCUCUCUUUGCUGCAUGCGUACAUGACGUAGACCACCCGGGACUUACCAACCAGUUCUUGGUAAACUCCAGCUCCGAAUUAGCACUCAUGUACAAUGACGAAUCAGUGCUCGAGAACCACCACCUCGCUGUAGCCUUCAAACUACUGCAAAAUGAUGGAUGCGACAUUUUCGUCAACCUUCACAAAAAGCAAAGGCAGACUCUGAGGAAAAUGGUGAUAGACAUGGUCCUAUCGACCGACAUGUCUAAACAUAUGAGCCUUCUCGCAGAUCUGAAAACGAUGGUCGAGACGAAGAAAGUCGCAGGCAGCGGUGUGUUAUUGCUGGACAAUUACACUGACAGAAUACAAGUUUUAGAGAAUCUCGUGCAUUGUGCCGAUCUGAGCAAUCCGACCAAACCCUUGCCAUUAUAUAAGCGUUGGGUUGCGCUGUUGAUGGAAGAGUUCUUCCAGCAAGGAGACCGCGAGAGGGAGCACGGAAUGGACAUUAGUCCGAUGUGCGACAGGCAUAAUGCUACGAUAGAGAAGUCUCAAGUCGGUUUCAUAGAUUACAUCGUCCAUCCUCUUUGGGAGACGUGGGCGGAUCUCGUACAUCCGGACGCACAAGAUAUCCUCGAUACUCUCGAAGAAAACCGGGACUACUAUCAGAGUAUGAUACCGCCGUCGCCGCCUCCUGCGCCUAUACAAGCUCACUCGAAUGUCGACGAAGAUCGUCCGGAUCAAAUCCGUUUCCAAGUGACACUCGAGGAGGGCGAAGGCUCGGAAGAAUGCGAAGGGGAAGGCGACGGUGGGAUGUGA
This is a messenger RNA of Leptosia nina, 2202 nucleotides long. NCBI's taxonomy places the organism in Eukaryota, Metazoa, Arthropoda, Insecta, Lepidoptera, Pieridae. The record is from the annotation of a GenBank genome assembly.